GUCCAGGACUCGGACGCUCCCUCCAAUAUCCGACCGAAAUUAGACUAUUUUGAAAGACAAAUCAAUUAGGCUGUGUUGAGUGUGUACCAUGGCGGUUUCUCUCACAGUCUGAUCAAAACGAAACCUAAUUUUCCACCAUGGACGGAGGAGGAGGAGACAAGGGCUCGCCCGCAUCGAAGCCCUCGAAGUUCGCGGUGUACCAGAACCCAGCCCUUUCCGCUGCCCUAACCACCACCAGUCUCCGCCCUUCUAAGUCCACAUUCAUCCGCAUCCUAACCCUCUCAAUCGCCUCCGCCGUCGCUCUCCUCAGCUUCAUUGCCAGGGAAAAUGGGAUUAUUGACUGUUUGAGACUCAGAUAUGUUUCUGAAGAGGUUGCUUAUUUUUUUGCCAAAGCAAUGCAAACUAUGGUGGGUUUCUUUCUAAUUGGAACCAUGCUUGCCCUUGUAAAAGCUAUUCUCCUGUGGAGAGAAAAGAAUGCUGGUUUGACAUUUAUAUCACCAUCUAAAGGAUUGAAGGAGCAAACAUGUCUUACAAACCGACAACUAGGGCUUUUAGGAAUGAGGCCAAAGGUUGAACAGGUUUCAUCUGAACCUUCAAAGAGACCUCCUAAAUCCAAAUCCAACACAGCAUCUCCUCUGGAUGUUCUUGUCCCACUUCAUCAGUCAGUUAUUACUUCAAAUCGUUCAUCUCGUAUUAGUGGCAACAAAUCAAAUUCCAAUAGCGGGAGUAAGAUGCACUCUUUCAAUACGCCAUCCAAAUCACCGAGUUCUUCAUCACCAUUAUUUCUUGCCCCUGCAGCUGCUUCUCAGUUACCUUCUAAUCAGACUUCACCAGGUUUCGAUCAAUUAGUCACCACCCCUUGGUUGAAUAAGCGAACCUCCUUUUCUAAAGAGAUAACGACAGAAGAAAGGCUUGAGCAGUUUUUGGUUGAUGUUGGCGAGAAAAUAUCUGAAUCAGCUAGUAAACUAGCAACUCCACCGCCCACCAUUAAUGGGUUUGGCAUAGCCAGCCCUAAUACCAUUGCAAGUUCAGCUAACACCUCUGGAACUACAAGAAGUACACCGUUGAGGCCUGUCAGGAUGUCACCUGGUUCCCAGAAGUUCAGCACUCCCCCUAAGAAAGGAGAGGGUGACUUUCCACCACCUAUGUCCAUGGAAGAGUCAAUUGAAGCUUUUGAGCAUCUGGGCAUUUAUCCUCAGAUUGAGCUAUGGCGUGACCGCCUUAGACAGUGGUUUUCUUCUCUUUUGCUAAAUCCUCUACUUAACAAAAUUGAAACCAGUCACAUCCAGGUAAUGCAAGCAGCUACUAAACUUGGUAUCUCAAUUACAAUCAGUCAAGUCGGCAGUGACCUAUCAACUACGGGGACUUCUACUACUGUCUCUCCAAUUGAGAGGACUAAUGAAUGGCAGCCAGCAUAUACUCUUGAUGAAGAAGGACUUCUUCAUCAGUUGCGUGCUACUCUUGUGCAAGCUCUUGAUGCUUCAAUGCCAAAGUUGCCUUUGGGGAGUUUUCAACAAUCCCCACAACAGAACCCUUUGAUCCCUAUUAUACAGGAGUGUAUUGAUGCCAUCACUGAGCACCAGAGGCUUCAUGCCUUAAUGAAAGGAGAGUGGGCUAAGGGUUUGUUACCCCAAAGCAGUGUCCGUGCAGAUUAUACGGUACAAAGAAUUAGGGAGCUUGCGGAAGGAACCUGCUUAAAGAACUAUGAAUAUCUAGGAAAUGGGGAAGUUUAUGACAAAGUGAACAAGAAGUGGACUCUGGAGCUUCCUACUGAUUCUCACUUGCUCUUGUAUCUAUUCUGUGCUUUCCUGGAACACCCAAAGUGGAUGUUGCAUGUGGAUCCUACAUCUUAUGCAGGAGCACAGUCUAGCAAGAAUCCUUUAUUUCUGGGUGUUCUGCCUCCAAAAGAAAGGUUUCCUGAAAAGUACUUAGCUGUCAUAUCUGGUGUGCCUUCUGCCCUUCAUCCAGGAGCUUGUAUAUUGGCUGUUGGAAGGCAAACCCCCCCGAUCUUUGCAUUAUACUGGGAUAAGAAGCCACAGUUCUCUAUUCAGGGAAGAACAACACUAUGGGAUUCCAUAUUGCUUAUGUGCCAUAGGAUUAAGAUUGGAUAUGGAGGGAUAGUUCGGGGCAUGCAUCUUGGUUCGUCAGCUUUACGCAUUCUCCCAGUUCUUGAUCCGGAAACUGAAAACUAAGAAACUUGCAAGGCAUGUUGUGGUUAACUCUGAAGUACAGAGGACUAAUAUCAAUGUAUGCAUGUCAACAAGGCAUGAUGAUCCUUCUGAACAUGUUGGGCCAGAUGAAACUCGCGAGACGUGCAUCGAUGCAAGACUCCUAGCUACAACUUUUUUUUUUUUUAAUUUGCAUGCUCGAGAAGUCCGAUCCUUUUAGAGAUGCCCCUUUCGCGGUCCUUUGAUGAUAACUUGAAGUUGCACUUCUGGUUGUUCUAAUUAUAAAACUUGAGGUGACAGCUCGUAGCAGAGAAUUGGAGAAUAGUUUAUGUUUUGUGAUGGUAUUUCUUCUGGUCUGUACUUCUUACAGACUCUUACUUUUAUUUUUACCCAGGGCUAAAAGUUUAUCAUCCGAUGACAUCACAUUGUGAUAACCCUGUUUGUUA
Cornus florida is the source of this 2614-nucleotide messenger RNA. RefSeq lists its product as uncharacterized. Bases 138 to 2192 code for a protein of 684 amino acids. Lineage: Eukaryota; Viridiplantae; Streptophyta; Magnoliopsida; Cornales; Cornaceae. Gene Ontology annotation, cellular component: membrane. The record is from RefSeq and is a predicted model, not a curated record. The transcript is spliced from 7 exons.